This is a messenger RNA of Colletotrichum phormii, 1596 nucleotides long. Its product is annotated as cytochrome P450 2D18. NCBI's taxonomy places the organism in Eukaryota, Fungi, Ascomycota, Sordariomycetes, Glomerellales, Glomerellaceae. Bases 1 to 1596 code for a protein of 531 amino acids. Gene Ontology annotation, molecular function: oxidoreductase activity, acting on paired donors, with incorporation or reduction of molecular oxygen; heme binding; monooxygenase activity. The transcript has 5 exons. The record is from RefSeq and is a predicted model, not a curated record.
AUGACCGUGACAAUAAUUGAUCUGCCCGUGCUGGGUAGCUACCCAUCACUCAUUUGGAUCAUCCCAGCGGUGUUCCUCGCAUUCAAAAUCCUCACCUUUGGUAGUAGAGAGAAACAUCUUCCGCCCGGUCCACCAACUCUUCCCAUCCUUGGAAAUGCUCAUCUGAUUCCCUCGAAAGGCAUGUACAGCAAAUUCAAAGAAUGGGCCGAUCAGUAUGGAUCGAUCUACUCUCUCAAGGUCGGGCAAAGUACCAUGAUUGUGCUUAACGACAGACAUGCCGUUCACGAACUUUUGACAUCAAAAGGGGCCUAUUACAACGAUAGACCCAUUGAUCAGCAGUAUGACCUCACCAUGCGUCAAGAGAACACUGCUUUGAUGCAUGAUGGUCCUAAGUGGAGAGCACAACGGAAGAUUGCAGCCACAUACUUCUCUCCAAAGAAUCUCGACGGCACACUGAGGGAAGUACAAGAGUCUGAGAUUUCUGUCUUGAUGCACGAUCUACUGAAGAGGCCUGAUGGGUUUAUGGAGAGUGUGAAACGAACCACUGCUUCUAUCGCAACUGUCACAAUUUUCGGCCAGCGUGCUCCCAGUUGGGAGAGCUUCUGGUCAUAUGCAAGUUAUUCCACCUUGAAUCAGCCCGGCUCUUACCUACCUGUGGAGCAGUUCCCAAUUCUUCAAUGGAUCCCGGAUCGUUUAUCCAAGUCCAGGCAACAAGGGAAGGAAUUAUACCAUACUGUCACAAACAUCUGGACCAAGGCUCGCCAAGACGUGGAACUGCGGCGUAGCAAGGGUAUCAGGAGAGAAUCUCUCAUUGAUAAACUGUUCGACGAGGAGAUGAAGUGCGAUGUGCCACUCAGUGACACAGAAUUCAAUAAUUUCCUUGGGGGCCUACAGAUGGCAGCUGCCGAUACGACAGCCACGGCAACACUCAGCAACAUCAUGCUCCUUGCGAAGCACCCCGAGGCCCAGGAGAAAGCAAGAGUCGAACUCGACAGAGUCUGUGGUGUGGAGAGGUUUCCCAAUUGGACCGACUUCAAGGACUUGCCGUACAUUAAUUGUAUUGUAAAGGAGGGAUUACGGCUGAAACCAGUAGCACCUACCGGCAUACCUCAUGCAGCCAAGGAAGACCGAUGGUACGGUGACAUGUUCAUCCCAGCUGGCUCUUCCAUCUUCAUACCAGUAUACGCACUCAACCAUAAUAGCGACUCGUCGCUGGACCCUUUUACAUACAACCCGGACCGUUAUAUCCCAGUUGCCGAUAAACUCGCACCUGAACUCGCCGCUUCACCCAAGUACGAAGAGCGUGAUCACUACUCGUACGGUGCAGGGCGGCGUAUGUGCGUUGGUCUACAUCUUGCCGAGAGAUCCCAAUGGCGCAUGGUAGCUCAGAUACUCUGGGCGUUCAAGAUUGAGCCCGCAAUUGGGCCCGAUGGAAAGGAGGUUGAACUAGAUUCGAGCCCUGAAGGAUACGUGGAGGGGUUCUUGCACACUCCUAAGAAAUACAAGGUGAAGUUUGUGCCGAGAAGCAAGAAGCAUGUCGAGGUCAUCCAACAGAGUUUCGGCGCGGCUGCGGAGUUUCUGAAACAAUGGGAGUGA